AUGUCUGCUCCAGAAACUGCUACCAAAUUCUCUUCUCCCUCUUUCGCCUCUGUUGGUGGACAACAAGUCGCUGGCCGCUCCUCCAGGCAGGCUGCUGCGCCCGCUAAGGAGGCCUUGAAGCUCCGUUUGGACCUGAACCUCGAGGUUGAGAUUGCCAUCCAAGCCAAGGUCAACGGUGACAUCACCUUGUCGCUCCUGUCUGUAGGGCCUCAUUCCAGCUUAGCAGUCGUGAAUCCAUUCUUGUCCAUAGCAUCCAUUUUUGUGAGACUGGGAAAGAUUCCGGGUCAAGCUAGUCCAACAGUGAGGAUGUACUGGGUCGUGGGUGCUGUGUCGAGCAUAGAAGUUGGUGGAAGAGUGACUGAUGAGUUUCAAAUGAUCGAUCACGACGACGACGACGACGACGACGGCGACGACUACCACGACCACGGCUAA
This is a messenger RNA of Guyanagaster necrorhizus, 432 nucleotides long. RefSeq lists its product as uncharacterized. The transcript is spliced from 4 exons. The record is from RefSeq and is a predicted model, not a curated record. NCBI's taxonomy places the organism in Eukaryota, Fungi, Basidiomycota, Agaricomycetes, Agaricales, Physalacriaceae. Bases 1 to 432 code for a protein of 143 amino acids.